GGGAGGAGGAGAGGGAAGGAGGGUAGAGAGGAGAAGACAAAAGAUUCAUAAAACUAAAGCAGUUGCCGACGACAGCAAAAGUUCUCGUAAAGUGUAGCUCUUAUAAGCUGAAGGAAUGGGCAGCCUUCCAGUGGUCCUGCUCCUCUGCAGUUUCCACGUGCUCGCAGCUGUAGCCCAAGCCCAGCAGUCUGAGAGCACUGAGCCACCUGGAGGCACCUUGCCAGCCAACUGUAGGGAGGAGAUGUAUCCUUGCACCAGGAUGUACUCGGUUCACAAGCCCAUCAAGAGAUGUAUUGGUGGUCUUUGUUUCUACAGCCUCCCUCGUGUCUACGUGAUCAACAAGGAGAUCUGCAUGAGGACUGUGUGCCAACAGGAUGAGUAUCUGAAAGCUGAGCUGUGCAGAGAGUUGUCUGGGUGGCCCAGACGUUCUGAGAGGUCAUCAAAUAGGAAACGCUGUCUCAAUCGCCGUAGCAACCCCAAAACCUGGGCAAACAAGGCCUGAUGGGCCCAGGAGGGCGAUGUGACCACCGGUGAGGAUGGAGCCCCUUAGAGACACAAACCAGGGGCGUCGUCAUAAAAACAGCCCAUAACACCAUAAAUCCUCUGCUCAACACCUGGGGGUCUCCUUCUUUCUUUUACGCACACACACGCAUUCAUGCACGUAUGGGCGCGCGCACACACACACACACACACACACACACACACACAAAAAUGUGGUGAGUCAUAUCUAUGUUUAUGUAUUAGUCUUUUAAUUGUGUGUGAAUAUUGAAGGUGUGCUCAUUUCAUCUGUGUGUUGUUGGACACAGAUCAUGUCUUCCAUGGUUUACGAUCCAUUUAAGGUACUGUAGUAAUGGGCCUAUAGCAGCACUGAGUCAUUUCAUUGUACAAAGAAAGACCCACUCUGUUGUGGAUUGUGAGGUACUCAUUGAUAAUGUAGUAUUAUGUGCACUAUUGUAUCCAAUAAAAUAUAACUACAUUUA
Molecule: messenger RNA, 980 nt
Organism: Xiphias gladius (swordfish)
Lineage: Eukaryota; Metazoa; Chordata; Actinopteri; Istiophoriformes; Xiphiidae
Gene: mfap5
Product: microfibril associated protein 5
Exons: 7
Coding region: 116-502 (128 amino acids)
Biological process (GO): embryonic eye morphogenesis
Cellular component (GO): microfibril
Source: RefSeq, a predicted model, not a curated record